UGAGGCGAAGGGAAGGCGAGAGGAGGCAGCUCUGCUCCGCCUCUUCCUGCGGCAGCCGCGCAGCUGCCGCCAUGGCGCCGAGGCGGGCGGGCGCCGCGCUCCUCUCCGCCGCCCUCCUCCUCCUCCUCCUCCCGCUGCUGGGGAGCGCGGGGCUGAGCGGCUACUUCGGCACCAAGUCCCGCUACGAGGAGGUGAACCCGCACCUGGUGAGCGACCCGCUGUCGCUGGGUCCCGCCGCGGCCGGGUCGCAGGUGCCCGCCGCUUGCGCGCCGCUGCAGCUCCGCGCCUUGCUCCGCCACGGCACCCGCUACCCGACGGCCGGGCAGAUCCGCCGCUUGGGCGACCUGCACGCCCGCCUCCUCCGCCGCCGCCCCGCCGCCGCCUGCCCCGCCGCCGCCUCCCUGGCCGCCUGGCAGAUGUGGUACGAGGAGAGCCUCGACGGGCGGCUGGCGCCGCAGGGCCGGCGCGACAUGGAGCACCUGGCCCGCCGCUUGGCCGCCCGCUUCCCCGCCCUCUUCGCCGCCCGCCGCCGCCUGGUGCUGGCCAGCAGCUCCAAGCACCGCUGCCUGCAGAGCGGGGCCGCCUUCCGCCGCGGGCUGGGGCCUUCCCUCAGCCUCGACAGCGACGAGGUGGAAGUCAAUGAUUCCUUGAUGCGGUUUUUUGAUCACUGCGCCAAGUUUGUGGCCUGGGUGGAAGAGAACGACGCGGCGAUGUGCCAGGUGGAAGCCUUCAAAGAGGGGCCGGAGAUGAGGAAGGUCUUGGAGAAGGUUGCCAGUGCCUUGUGCUUGCCGGUGGAGGAGCUAAACGCAGAUCUUGUUCAAGUGGCUUUUCUUACCUGCUCAUAUGAGUUGGCUAUAAAAAAUGUGACCUCCCCAUGGUGUUCACUCUUCAGUGAAGAAGAUGCCAAGGUACUGGAAUACCUGAAUGACCUGAAGCAAUACUGGAAGAGAGGAUAUGGCUAUGACAUCAAUAGUCGCUCUAGCUGCAUUUUAUUCCAAGAUAUCUUCCAGCAUUUGGACAAGGCAGUGGAAGAGAGCAAAAGUUCAAAACCCAUUUCUUCACCUUUGAUUGUACAAGUUGGACAUGCAGAGACACUUCAGCCACUGCUUGCCCUCAUGGGUUUCUUCAAAGAUGAUGAGCCUCUCAAGGCAAACAAUUACGUCAGACAAACGCAUCGGAAAUUCCGCAGUGGCCGGAUUGUGCCUUAUGCAGCCAACCUGGUGUUUGUGCUUUACCACUGUGACCAAGUGAAAACCUCUAAAGAAGAGUAUCAGGUGCAGAUGCUGUUGAAUGAAAAACUGAUGACAUUUCAUCACUCGAAUGAAACCAUCUCUACUUACGCGGACCUCAAGGACUAUUACAAGGACAUCCUGGAAAACUGCCACUUCAAAGAAGAGUGUGAAUUACCGAAAACUAAUGUUACUGUUAUUGAUGAACUUUGAGGGAGUGAAAUGGAGCGAGUGUUCUGCAAACUGAUCUUGGUUCUGUUCAACGGAUGUUGUGAACAAGCACUUUUGAUGAUGUGCUGCUGCUGUGUUGACUUUCUAAACUUGCAGAUUUGAUGGCCUGUCUCAGCUCAGUGCACUGUUUAUUACAUAAGCAGAAUUACAAAAACAAAUGUUGUAACAGGGAUGUUGCUGAGCAUUUAUAACAAAUAUGUGAUGCAAGAUGAAGCGUACCUGUAUGUUUAUAUGUGCAAAUAAGUAAUUUCAUUGGUCAUUCUUCUUAUGAAUGUGCCAUAGAUGGAUUUAAGAGCUGGGGCAACUUCUGUUUUAUCAGAGUUGAAAGUGGUUGGGCUGAUUUGCUUUGCGCUGCCUGUUUUGCUAGCGACUGUUUUCCUGUGGCAGGCAUGAAAUAAUUCAAACCUGUGAGCUUUUUUUUCCCUUUUCCUGAGCUUCUAGGAGGGAGAGGGUACGUAGUUCUUCUCCACAGCUGCCCAACUUCUGCCUGGACAGCACCAUGGGAACAUCUCUUUCUUGGGCAUUUAAAGCAGGGGUUGCAGUGUUGCAUGCAUUAUCUGCCUGAAAAGGGUCCAGGAGUUAAGUCUUAAAACUCAUCAUCGACCCAUCCCGCGUAGCAAGUUAGGGUAAGUAAAUUAUCUUUAAAAAAAAAAAAAAAAAAGAAAGAAAAAAGCAAGGGAGUGGGAAGUAGCCGCUCCUCCUUUAAGGUGUUCUGGGAGAUGCAGCAGUAGUUCUGUAAGUAAUCUGGUGCAUCCUUUCAUUUGACACCAUCAGUUUGGUUUGGGCUAGGGCUUUGAGAAUAGGCUCUGCUAUGGCUGUGAACAUCUUGGUCCUGUCCAGGUGCUGACAGAUAUUCUAGCAGGUCUGGUUGGAAUGGACUUCUGGAGGACUCCAGUCCAGCCUCCUGCUUGAAAUGGGAUUGUUGCUAACUCUAAAUCCAGGCAGAUUUUGGACUGUAAAAAGUAUCUGGUUGAGACUUGACUUCUGCUAGCUUUAAGGCACCAAAUGUGGCAUCACUUACGUAGGUCUUUACCUGUUUAAUGUGCCACAUUGUUCUUGAAAUGAAGAUGGUUUUAAAGAAAUUAACUGCAUACAGGUGCUGGUGAUCUUUUAAAGCAACUGCACUUUGGGUAGGGUCACUUGCUACUGAGAGUUGGAAGGUAUUUUGGAGCUCUGCAGUGUGGCAGAAAAAGGACAAAUUAAGAUAAUUGUCUGGAAAUGUUUGAAAUGCAGAAAGUCAGAUAAAAAUCCCUUCAUCACCCAGAAGGGAAUGACUGUGAACAAGUUGUCCCAAAGCCAAUGAGGGUGUGGAUUUACAGUGCUGGUAGCUCUCGAAGUGUGUACUCACACCCUGUAAUGAGCGUUGUUACAGAGCUCACCCUGUAAAGUGUGGCAUAUUUGCUGUUUCCUGGGAGGAGGUGAAAGGUUGGUGUAAGUGAUUACCACAGGGUAUCAGGUGCGCUGUAAGCAUUUAUACCCUCAUUUCCUGCAGGGUAACUUCUUGUUGUAGGCUCACCUUCAGAACUGGGAACUUAACUGCUGGGGGAAAAAAAAAAAAAAAAAAAAAAGGGGGGGGGAGAGAGAAUACCAAAGUGGCUUAAAGUUGCAAAGUUGGUGUAUUAUUUUUUUUUUAGCUUUUCUUGAGGACUUAGGCUUCUGUUACUUUUUUUUUUUUAAUAUGGCUUGUAUAAAAGCACUUAAGCUUUACAUAUUUGGAAGUUAAGGAGCAAUCGAAAACCUGUUUUUUACUGUUGUACUGAGUUAAGGUUUUCUUGCUACGUUGGGACGUAGGGCCCUCUUUCAUCAGUGCACUGAUUUCUGUGGAGACCAAGGUUCUGAUUGCUGAAGAUACUGAUUAAAACUGGUGGAUAUUUCAGCAUUAACAUCAUGGUCAAAUACUUACCAGUGUUAGCUCUGCAGCUCUUUUUCUGGAACUGGUGAAAUGGUUAGGGAGGAGUAUAGAUGCUGAAACAAAACUAUAGGUCAGGAUAAUUGUCAGCCUCAGCGUGAGACUUUUACUGCUCUAUCUGUUUUGCAUGUGUCCUUUUUUACAUGGUCCUACCUUGAGACUAAGUCAGCUGAUCAUAAUUACUGUGACAGAUGCCUGUUAGGAACUUUAUUGGAAUAUUUGAGGCAAGCUACAAAGAAAUGAACCUUUGUUUAAAGGCAAUUAAGUUUGGUAAGUAGCAGAUACAAGGAUGAGAAAAUCCACCUUUGAACAAAUAUUUUUUCUGUGAGUCAGUCAUCCUGUGGUGAUUCAUGAUUUGAACAGGAGGGAUGAAAGCCUCACUGUUGGAGAUGAGUGGAGGAUUUCUGUUUGUCAGUUCAGUGAGGCUGAUUUUAAGACAUCAUGUUUGUUAAAAGAUACAUCCUGCUUCCUUAUGGAGGAGAAAUAUGUUGCACUUGACUGCUUUUUUUGAUCAUGUGCCAGAGGAAGUGGAGGAACCAAAAAAAUUCCUUUUACAGUGAAGCAUCAUUUGGUUCUGCAUUACCAAGUUGACUGUAUGCUUAUAUUCUGUGCAAAGGGCUUCAAAGAUGACUCUUCAGAGGCUGGUGGCUAUUUUGCCUGGGAGUACAGGUCUAUCAUACCUCCAGCAUAACAAGUCUAUCUUCACUGGCUGUCAACAAUUAACUGAAAAGGAAAAUGUGCUGUUUGGUUUCUGAUCUGUUAUUCAAAGGAUGUGCUGACUCACUCCUUUUGCAGAAUUAGAGUCUGAAUGUGGAAACUUUGCACAGUUGUAGCAAUAGAAGUGUUUGGAUGUGUAGAUGUUCUAGACACUUGUUCAUGUGACUGAUUCCUACUGUUAAGGAGGUGACUUCAGUAGACCCUUCUAUUGAGCAAAUAUAUGAAUUUGUUUAUGUACUGAAAACUAAAAUGGAUCAAAUUAUUUCCAUAAAGUUGGGCACUAGCUUAGUGAUCAGUGUUUGAACAGGCUGCCAUAUCUCAUGGCAUUGCAGAUUAUACCACAUCCUGAGAAAAUUCUUCAAGAAAACCUUGAUGUGGUUCUGGACAAAACACCUCAUCUCAGUCAUCUGUUGAGGACUUUGUUUGCAACCUUUCUCAAACUGGAAGCUUUCAUUGAUGGAAAAUACUGACAGUGCUCUUGGAUGCUGGCCUUAAAAUAUGUUUGAAAUGUAUUUUAUUUUGUUAAAUGUCUAAAGCUUAAGUAUUUUUUCUGGAAAAUUCAUUUUUUCCUCGUAGUAAGUACUGCUGCUGUAAUUCUGGUUAGCAUCAAGCACUCAAAUUGCUGGAUGCACUGUGAAUUUGUAAUAAUGUGCUACUAACUGGAUGAAUUUUGAGAACUUGUUUUAGAUUUGUAGUGCUGUGAAAUAAAGCUGCACACCUUCGUCUCUGUUUUAUGAGCAGUAAUCAUGACACAA
This is a messenger RNA of Tyto alba (common barn owl), 4841 nucleotides long. RefSeq names its product multiple inositol-polyphosphate phosphatase 1 (gene MINPP1). The record is from RefSeq and is a predicted model, not a curated record. Lineage: Eukaryota; Metazoa; Chordata; Aves; Strigiformes; Tytonidae. The transcript is spliced from 5 exons. Gene Ontology annotation, molecular function: inositol phosphate phosphatase activity; acid phosphatase activity. Bases 72 to 1442 code for a protein of 456 amino acids.